CAGCGUCACCAGCCGAGCCGGUGCGGAGCGGGCUGAGCGGCCGCUGCCGCCGCCAACGAACCGGGCACCGCGCGGGGGUCAGCAGCGCGCCGGCCAGGGGAGGGAGCCCAGCAAUAGGGCAGAGGGUUACGGGCCGCCGGCGGCCGCAGGGCGACGACGACGCGGAGGAGGCGGAGCCCGGAGAGGGGUGGGGGCCGGGGAGGGUUAGGGUGGGAGGGGGUUGGGGGGUUGUCCCUGGGCUCAUGGAGCCGGCCGAACGGGCAGGCGGCGGGGAUCCCUCGGAACCGGGCGGGCGUCCAAGUCCGAACCCGCGGGGCUUCGUCCCGCAAAAGGAGAUCGUCUACAACAAGCUGCUGCCCUACGCCGAGCAGCUGGACGCCGAAUCCGACUUGCAGCUGGCCCAGAUCAAAAGCAACCUGGGCCGGGCGGUGCAGCUCCAAGAGCUGUGGCCCGGGGGCCUUUUCUGGACUAGGAAACUCUCCACAUAUAUUCGACUUUAUGGGAGAAAAUUUAGCAAAGAAGAUCAUGUUCUUUUUAUCAAGUUACUGUAUGAGCUGGUAUCAAUUCCGAAACUGGAAAUCAGCAUGAUGCAGGGAUUUGCCCGUCUCUUGAUCAACUUGUUAAAGAAAAAGGAACUUCUUUCAAGAGAUGAUUUGGAGUUACCUUGGAGACCACUUUAUGACAUGGUGGAAAGAAUAUUAUAUUCCAAGACAGAGCACCUGGGAUUAAAUUGGUUUCCUAAUUCUGUAGAAAAUGUUCUCAAAACACUCGUGAAAAGCUGCCGACCGUAUUUUCCAGCAGAUGCCACAGCUGAGAUGCUAGAAGAAUGGCGGCCUUUAAUGUGCCCUUUUGAUGUAACAAUGCAAAAGGCCAUCACUUAUUUUGAAAUAUUUCUUCCUACCUCCCUUCCUCCAGAACUUCAUCAUAAAGGUUUUAGACUUUGGUUUGAUGAAUUAAUUGGCCUUUGGGUUUCAGUGCAAAAUCUCCCACAGUGGGAGGGGCAACUAGUAAAUCUCUUUGCUCGGCUGGCUACAGAUAAUAUAGGGUACAUAGAUUGGGAUCCGUAUGUACCAAAGAUAUUUACAAGAAUUCUAAGAAGCUUGAACCUCCCAGUGGGAAGUAGUCAAGUGUUAGUACCAAGAUUUUUAACAAAUGCUUAUGAUAUAGGACAUGCUGUAAUAUGGAUCACCGCCAUGAUGGGUGGACCAAGUAAGCUAGUGCAAAAACACUUGGCCGGUUUAUUUAACAGCAUCACAUCUUUUUACCAUCCUUCCAAUAAUGGCCGCUGGCUGAACAAGUUAAUGAAACUACUUCAGCGGUUGCCAAGCAGUGUUGUUAGAAGAUUACAUCGUGAAAGAUACAAGAAGCCUUCUUGGUUAACUCCAGUGCCUGAUAGCCAUAAGCUUUCUGAUCAAGAUGUUACAGACUUUGUACAAUGCAUUAUUCAGCCUGUCCUCUUGGCUAUGUUUAGCAAAACUGGUAGUUUAGAAGCAGCCCAGGCUCUGCAGAAUCUUGCACUCAUGAGACCUGAGUUAGUAAUACCCCCUGUACUUGAAAGAACAUAUCCUGCACUAGAGACUUUAACAGAACCUCACCAGCUCACAGCUACCUUAAGUUGUGUAAUUGGAGUAGCCCGCAGUUUGGUAUCAGGGGGAAAAUGGUUUCCUCAAGGUCCAACACACAUGCUACCUCUGUUGAUGAGAGCAUUGCCUGGGGUGGAUCCAAAUGACUUUAGUAAAUGCAUGAUCACAUUCCAGUUUAUAGCAACAUUUUCCACUCUGGUGCCUUUAGUGGAUUGUUCGUCUGUACUACAAGAAAGAAAUGAUCUCACAGAAGUGGAGCGAGAACUUUGUUCAGCCACAGCUGAAUUUGAGGAUUUUGUCUUACAGUUUAUGGAUAGAUGCUUUGGACUUAUAGAAAGUAGCACACUGGAGCAAACAAGAGAAGAGACAGAAACUGAGAAAAUGACUCACUUGGAGAGUUUGGUCGAAUUAGGUCUGUCUUCUACAUUUAGUACAAUCCUUACACAGUGUUCCAAAGAAAUAUUUAUGGUGGCCCUUCAGAAGGUAUUUAAUUUUUCUACAUCACAUAUAUUUGAAACAAGAGUAGCAGGCCGCAUGGUGGCAGACAUGUGCCGUGCUGCAGUAAAGUGCUGCCCAGACGAAUCUUUGAAGCUAUUUGUUCCCCAUUGCUGCAGUGUUAUAACUCAGCUUACAAUGAAUGAUGAUGUAUUAAAAGACGAAGAGCUAGACAAGGAGUUACUAUGGAGUCUUCAACUUUUGUCUGAGAUUACUCGAGUGGAUGGGAAGAAGUUGCUUCUUUAUAAGGAGCAGCUUGUAAAGAUUCUCCAAAGAACCCUACAUUUAACCUGUAAGCAAGGUUACACUCUGUCUUGUAACCUUUUGCAUCACCUUCUUCGUUCUACCACACUUAUCUACCCUACAGAAUACUGCAGUGUGCCAGGCGGCUUUGACAAGCCUCCUUCUGAAUACUUUCCUAUCAAGGACUGGGGUAAACCAGGGGACUUGUGGAAUUUGGGGAUCCAGUGGCAUGUUCCUUCUUCUGAAGAAGUAGCUUUUGCCUUCUAUCUGUUGGACUCUUUCCUUAAGCCUGAGCUCAUCAAACUCCAGCAUUGUGGGGAUGGAGAACUUGAAAUGUCUAGAGAUGAUAUUCUGCAGAGUCUGACUAUUGUACACAAUUGUUUAAUUGGCUCAGGAAACCUGCUACCUCCAUUGAAAGGAGAGCCAGUUACUAACUUGGUGCCAAGUAUGGUGUCCUUGGAAGAGACAAAGUUGUAUACUGGACUCGAAUAUGAUCUAUCCAGAGAGAACUACCGAGAAACAAUUGCUAGGGUCAUAAGGAAACUUCUUAACCACAUACUUAAUAAUUCAGAAGAUGAUACCAAGUCCUUAUUUCUUAUCAUAAAGAUUAUUGGAGACCUUUUGCAGUUCCAAGGAUCUCACAAGCAUGAAUUUGACUCUCGGUGGAAAAGCUUUAACUUAGUAAAGAAAUCAAUGGAAAAUCGGCUCCAUGGGAAAAAGCAACAUAUCAGAGCACUGUUGAUUGAUAGAGUAAUGUUGCAGCAUGAGCUACGAACACUAACUGUUGAGGGUUGUGAAUACAAAAAGAUUCAUCAGGAUAUGAUUAGAGAUCUUCUUCGUUUAUCUACAAGUUCAUACAGUCAGGUCAGAAAUAAGGCCCAGCAAACAUUUUUUGCUGCCUUGGGAGCAUAUAACUUCUGUUGCAGAGAUAUCAUUCCCUUGGUUUUGGAGUUCUUACGGCCUGAUAAACAAGAUGUCACUCAGCAGCAAUUCAAGCAAAAUACUAAGUCGAAGACAUCAGUACACUUCACCUUUAAAGAGGGUGCCUUGUAUUGUCUCCUUGGAAAUCACAGUGGUGUGUGCUUGGCAAACCUUCAUGAUUGGGACUGUAUUGUACAGACCUGGCCAGCAAUCGUUUCUUCUGGGCUUAGCAAAGCAAUGUCCCUGGAAAAGCCAUCAAUAGUGAGGCUUUUUGAUGAUCUUGCAGAGAAGAUUCAUCGGCAGUAUGAAACAAUUGGCUUGGACUUCACAAUUCCAAAUUCAUGUGUUGGAAUAGCAGAAUUACUUCAACAAUCAAAAAACCCCUCUACCAACCAGAUAAUGCUUAGCUCAGAAGAAAUUAAAGAAGGACUUAAACGCCAACAAGAAAAGAAUGCUGAUGCCCUGAGGAACUAUGAAAAUCUGGUAAACACUUUGCUAGAUGGUGUGGAACAGAGAAAUUUGCCCUGGAAAUUUGAACAUAUAGGCAUUGGGCUUCUGUCUCUACUCCUGAGAGAUGACCGAGUGUUACCUCUUCGUGCCAUACGUUUUUUUGUUGAGAAUCUCAACCAUGAUGCAAUUGUAGUUCGGAAGAUGGCAAUCUCAGCUGUUGCUGGCAUUCUUAAGCAGCUAAAAAGAACCCACAAAAAGCUGACCAUCAACCCCUAUGAAAUCAGUGGAUAUCCUAAACCCACCCAGAUUUUUGCCGGUGAUAGGCCUGAUAAUCAUUGGUUGCAUUAUGAUAGCAAAAGUAUACCGAGAACUAAAAAAGAGUGGGAGUCAAGUUGCUUUGUGGAAAAAACUCACUGGGGAUACUACACCUGGCCACAGAAUAUGGUUGUUUAUGCUGGUAUGGAGGAGCAGCCUAAGCUUGGCAGGAGCAGGGAGGAUUUGACGGAGGCAGAACAGAUUAUAUUUGAUCAUUUUUCUGAUCCUAAAUUUGUUGAACAGCUAAUUACUUUUCUAUCUUUAGAAGACAGAAAAGGGAAAGAUAAAUUUAAUCCACGACGUUUUUGCCUCUUUAAGGGUAUAUUCAGAAAUUUUGAUGAUGCCUUUCUGCCAGUUCUGAAGCCCCACUUAGAACGUUUGGUUGCAGAUUCCCAUGAAAGCACCCAGCGAUGUGUUGCAGAAAUUAUAGCUGGUUUAAUCAGAGGCUCUAAGCAUUGGACAUUUGAAAAGGUGGAGAAGCUUUGGGAGCUCCUCUGUCCCCUGCUCAGAACAGCAUUGUCCAACAUUACGGUAGAAACGUAUAACGACUGGGGAACUUGUAUAGCAACAUCUUGUGAAAGCAGAGAUCCCCGGAAACUUCAUUGGCUUUUUGAGCUUCUGUUGGAAUCACCACUGAGUGGUGAAGGAGGAUCCUUUGUUGAUGCAUGUCGACUCUAUGUCCUCCAAGGUGGCCUUGCCCAGCAGGAGUGGAGGGUGCCGGAGCUAUUGCACAGACUACUGAAGUACUUGGAACCCAAACUCACCCAGGUUUACAAAAAUGUCAGGGAAAGAAUAGGGAGUGUGCUGACCUAUAUAUUCAUGAUAGAUGUUUCUUUGCCAAACACUGCACCAACAGCAUCCCCUCGUGUCCCUGAGUUUACUGCUCGAAUUCUAGAGAAGUUGAAACCCCUCAUGGAUGUGGAUGAAGAAAUUCAGAACCAUGUUAUGGAAGAAAAUGGAAUUGGUGAAGAAGAUGAACGAACCCAGGGCAUUAAACUCUUAAAAACUAUAUUAAAAUGGUUGAUGGCGAGUGCAGGAAGGUCCUUCUCUACAGCAGUCACAGAACAACUUCAGCUUCUACCUUUGUUUUUUAAGAUUGCCCCAGUGGAAAAUGACAAUAGCUAUGAUGAACUGAAAAGAGAUGCAAAGUUAUGUUUAUCACUAAUGUCUCAGGGGUUGCUUUACCCUCAUCAAGUGCCUUUGGUGCUUCAGGUGCUAAAACAAACAGCAAGAAGCAGUUCUUGGCAUGCUAGAUACACAGUACUGACCUACCUCCAGACCAUGGUAUUUUAUAACCUCUUUAUUUUCCUAAGCAAUGAAGAUGCAGUUAAAGACAUCAGGUGGCUGGUUAUAAGUCUUUUGGAGGAUGAACAACUAGAGGUUCGAGAGAUGGCUGCUACCACCUUAAGUGGUCUGUUACAGUGUAACUUCCUUACCAUGGACAGUCCUAUGCAGAUUCAUUUUGAGCAACUUUGCAAAACAAAACUACCGAAGAAAAGGAAGCGAGACCCUGGUUUUGUAGGAGAUACGAUUCCUUCUGCAGAGUUGGUCAAACGUCAUGCUGGGGUGCUGGGACUCGGUGCGUGUGUUCUUUCUAGUCCUUAUGAUGUUCCCACUUGGAUGCCCCAGCUCCUUAUGAAUCUUAGUGCACAUCUGAAUGAUCCUCAGCCUAUUGAGAUGACUGUAAAGAAGACCUUAUCCAAUUUCCGAAGGACGCACCAUGACAAUUGGCAAGAACACAAACAGCAAUUCACUGAUGACCAGCUGCUUGUUCUCACCGAUCUCCUUGUGUCACCCUGCUAUUAUGCAUAGAAAGAUGAGUAGUCCUCACUUCAAGCUCUUUUCAUCAAAAAUUCCAGAUCCUCAGGUACCAUCUGUGGUGGCUUUCGGCCGGUUUUAAAAGUCUGCCUCUGUUGAGCUCUCAUCAUUUUGGUGGUUUCUGUGUUUGGUCUCAUUAGUCUGCGUUUCACAGGUUCUCAGCUGCCAUUUGAUUUCCUAACUUGUCCGAAAGUGUUUCCAGGAUAUUGAUCACUUUUUCUUUGAGGCAUCUGACAAAGCCACAAUGUCUCAGACUAGAAAUAAUUACCUAAUAUGAUCAUGGCAUCCAAGACCAGACAGAGUCUAGGAACUCAUUAUGAAACGGUAUACUUGGAAUGGAGAUUGCCCAUCUGUAAUAUAGGUCCUGUCAUUUCAUUCAUCUCAGAUUGAUUUGAAUUCUUUCCACAUGGCUGUUGGGUUUAGAGGGUAGUAGGGCUGUGAGCCAUAAAUCUCAAGCCUUGAGAACCUUGGGUCUGGAGAGCCAUGAAGAGGAAAGGAAAAGAGAGCAAGUCUCAAACCCAGCAAAGGACCUGAUGGAUUGCUUGACCAAGACACAGAAGUGAAGUCUGUGUCCACAUGUUUCCCACAGACUGGAGUUUUUGGUGCUGAAUAGAAGAGCAUUUGCUGAAAAACUGGGGUUUGGUGAAUAAAUUUUUGAUUGAUUGUUCUGUGUGUAUACAAUGUGUGAUUUUGAAAAUAAACAGCAGCAACAAUAAAAACCCUGACUGGUUGAUUUUUACCUGUAUUCUUUGCAAAUACUGUUUGGCCCUCUUUGAAAACUGUUAUAUACUUCACUAAUGAAAGACUACUGUGUUUGUGGAAAUUCUGUAAUUUUUUUCUUUUUCCUUUUUUUCCUUUUCCUUUUUGUUUUCUCUCUUUUUUUUUUUUUGCCUGCAGAAUCGUUGAGAGACUAGUAAAUCUUAAUAUUUAAUUGACUUGUUUAAUAAAUGUUACAUAGAUGUAAAAGACUGUAUAAACUGUAGAGAUAGCAUUGGCAAGACUUUGUACAGGUGCAACCUCUUAUGCAACACCAUUGUGUAAUUUGUAAAGAUUCACAUAUAGCUCUUUAUUAUAGUGAUUUUUGGCUUUUGUACCAAUUGAAUGCCAUUUUUUGUGUGUUAAAUUAUUUUCUUUAUCUUUUCAUGUUACAGAAGCUGAGGUGUGGGUUUUUUGUUGGAGUUCAUUUAUCGUUAGAAUGUCUGAAUUCUUAUUGUAACUUUUUGUGUGCAUCUCUAAAUGCGAACGCCACCUGUUUGCCUAUGACCAGUUUAUAGAAUUCAAGAUAUCUUCUAGGUUCAAGUAAUUCACAAAUUGGUGAAUGUCAUCUUGCAACACACCCUGUACAGUCUUCCUUAAAGGAACAUUACAGUAUAUUUUUUAGUAUCUACUUGCUGAAUGACUACAGACCUAAGCACAGCAGAGUUCCCAGUACAGUAUUUAAGUGUCAGCAUACACAGGUGUAAUCCCUGUAUAGAGUAGUGCCAAAUUGAUUAUUUCAAUUGUGUAACUAGUUUAAAACCCAAUAAAUGGAUUGUUUUUAA
This is a messenger RNA of Phacochoerus africanus (Common warthog), 7366 nucleotides long. It is a transcript of the gene PSME4, whose product is annotated as proteasome activator subunit 4. Gene Ontology annotation, molecular function: peptidase activator activity; proteasome binding. Bases 243 to 5819 code for a protein of 1858 amino acids. Gene Ontology annotation, cellular component: cytosol; spermatoproteasome complex; nucleus. The transcript has 48 exons. The record is from RefSeq and is a predicted model, not a curated record. Gene Ontology annotation, biological process: proteasomal ubiquitin-independent protein catabolic process. NCBI's taxonomy places the organism in Eukaryota, Metazoa, Chordata, Mammalia, Artiodactyla, Suidae.